AUGACCCAGAAAACUUAUUCACCUUCAUACUUCAAUUACAAAGAUGUUAUACUUAUAAAUGUGUUUUCUCAAAAAGAAACAGUGUAUCAAAUGAGCAUUUACUUUGAGAAAUUCGUACCUAUUUCCAAGAAUCAGGACCAAUGGUUUAGACAUGACUUGGAAGGAAAACAAAAAGUAAAAAACUUUCAUAAGACCCGAAUCAAAUUAUUGGCUUACAACAAUUCAUUUUUUAGUAGUUUGAUAAAAGACAAUGGAACGGGAAAAUUAAGCUUAUCGUAUGGCGUUGAAUGUAGUAUAUUUAAAGAAAUCGCUACAAGAUUGAACAUCACAUGGGRYACUUACACGUCUGACGACAAAGACAAAUGGGGAACAGUGUGGUCGAACAAUACAAUAACCGGUGGUGCGCUCAAAUGGCUGGAUACUAAAAGGGUUGAUGUGUCCUUUUGCUCUCUUUGGAUUGAUCACAUAAAAUUCAAGUUUGUUGACAUGUCUAAAUUUUGGACAUUAACGUGUUUAAAGUUUUUGGUCCCCAAGCCCCGGCCGUUGCGAGAAAAAUGGGACUUACUGUUCAAACCGUUUCCGUUAAUUUUGUGGCUAUUAGUUUUAUUUUCUGCGACGUUGACCACGAUUACKGUAUGGAUUUUGGCAGGAAUUCAAAAAAAGAUUGGCUAUGAAAAUAUUAACGCAUUUACUUCGUUAUCAGCGACCAUUUUUUGGAUUAUCGGAAUGAUGUUGUUGACUAACAAUCCACGUACUUAUAGAAUGGGACCUAUUAGACAUUUGAUCAGUUGGUGGUGCAUGUUUAUAUUCAUCAUGUCUACUUCGUUUUCCAGCAUUCUUUAUUCAUUCAUUACAGCGUCUGAGUACUCAGACAUUGUUUUGGAGGUUGAAGACAUGGUGAAGGCCAAUUACCACUGGGGCCUUACGUAUCCACCACCUUAUGAAUACAUACUAAAAAUGGAGAAUCCGGUUCACGUGGAGUUCAGCAAGCAGUUCGUACCGGAACGCGGCGUGGACGAUCGGAUCAGCCGACUGAAGCGCGGCCGGUACGCUAUUCUGACAAAGUGUCUGUACGAGAAACACUUCAUGGAGUUGGAUAAAGUACCGGUGGCUAUGCUGAACAACCUACGGACGGGCCGGACGUGCUUGGGCCAGUUCUACAUCGGUUUCGGGUUCGCCAAGCGGUCGCCGUUCGUGAAACCGGCCAACUUGGUCAUCCAGCGGAUCUUCGAGAGUGGGCUGAUCGAUUAUUGGCUGAGCCGGUUGACCGAGGUCCGCAUGUCGCCGGCCGCGUUCAAGCAGGUGUACGAGUUAAGGCCACGCAAACGCGACCACCCGUCGCCGCUUAGCUACCGACAGUUCAAAGUCGUGAUGGUCGUAUGGAUGAUAGGAUGCUUGUUGUCCGCGGCCGUGUUCGCCGUCGAAUGUCGGUAUGGCCGUGGCGGCAAGCACCGAACACACCGAGCCAUGUUCGCGCUACAGCCGCCGCCCAUAUAAUAAUAUUAUUACCAUAGAUAGGGUUAUAGCAGCAAAAACAGG
This is a messenger RNA of Diuraphis noxia (Russian wheat aphid), 1539 nucleotides long. RefSeq lists its product as uncharacterized. Gene Ontology annotation, cellular component: membrane. The record is from RefSeq and is a predicted model, not a curated record. Gene Ontology annotation, molecular function: ligand-gated monoatomic ion channel activity. NCBI's taxonomy places the organism in Eukaryota, Metazoa, Arthropoda, Insecta, Hemiptera, Aphididae.